This is a messenger RNA of Saccostrea echinata, 2113 nucleotides long. Its product is annotated as BTB/POZ domain-containing protein 6-like. NCBI's taxonomy places the organism in Eukaryota, Metazoa, Mollusca, Bivalvia, Ostreida, Ostreidae. Gene Ontology annotation, cellular component: cytosol. The coding region runs from base 63 to 1280 and encodes 405 amino acids. The record is from RefSeq and is a predicted model, not a curated record. Gene Ontology annotation, molecular function: protein binding. The transcript is spliced from 2 exons. Gene Ontology annotation, biological process: neurogenesis.
CCGAAGUUAAAAAUUCGAAGAACUAGCGCUAUGGCCUCAGUGUUGCUGAAUGUAACAGAUAUAUGCUUCAGCACGAGAUCCACUGCGAUGUCUCAUUUAAAGUAGGAAAAGAAGAGAAGCUUGUUCGAGCUCAUAAGUACGUUCUUGCCAGCAGAAGUCCAGUAUUUGACGCAUUGUUGUACGGAGACCUAGCGGAAUCUAAUGAAAUAAAAAUUCCUGACAUUGAGCCAUCUGCAUUUAAUGUUCUUCUGAGAUUUUUGUAUUGUGGCGAUAUUGAUCUAAAUCAAGAUACAGUGAUUGGAGCAUUGUAUGCUGCUGAUAAAUACGAUGUGGAGGAAUUGAUGAAAGCCUCUAAAUCAUACUUAGACCAAAAUAUUACAUAUGAAACAGUCUGUACAAUUCUUGAAAAUGCAAAGUUAUUUAACUUUGAAAAUCUGACAGAAAAAUGUAUGAAUUUCAUUGUAGAAAACUGUAAUUCUGUCUUACAGUCACCGUCUGCCUUAGGUUUAAUGAAAGAAACCCUAUCUGAGAUAGUCUCGUCCAAGUAUCUUAAUAUGGAGGAGCUGGAAAUGUAUCACUUUUUGAUAAGUUGGGCUGAAAAUCAAUGCGAAAAGAAGGGCUUAACGAAGUCUGACGAAAAUAUCAGAAAUGAGAUAGGGGACACCCUUUAUCAAGUUCGUUUUCAGUCAAUGAAUUUAGAAACAUUUGUAAAAGAUGUAUGCAGGCGGGAAAUACUUACUCCUGAUGAGAUGAUUAAUUUGCAGCAAAUUAUUGUAGGUAAUUUGCACAAAGGAAACACAAAAUUCAAUCUUGGAGAGCGGAAGUAUAAAACGUUUACGUUUUUACGCUGCAGUGACCAAAGGGACGGUUGGGAUUAUAAGGGUACUGAGGACAGUAUAGAAUUUACCGUGAACAGAGAUGUUAAACUUCAUGGUUUUAUGAUGUGGGGAGGAAAGUCGGUUCCAUAUACGUACACGGUUGAAAGAAAAUUAUUUGAAAACUCGAACGAUGUCGCAGAUGUACCUUCCCAGCCUAUAGAGAUAACCAAUUCUUCAGAUAUUCAGUUCGUUGUUAAAUUAAGAAAACCUGUGCUUUUAUAUCCAAGUAAAAGAUAUAGAGUAUGGGUUAGGUUACAGGGACCAAGAAGCUGGACAGGUCAGACUUACAAACAGUCAGUUAAUGAACGAGGUGUUCAAUUGUAUUUUUAUACGCACGGUGGACAAAAUAAUGGGACUUCAGACACUGGCGGACAAUUUCCAGGAUUCAUCCUGUCAUUGUAAGCAGUCAUUAACGUUAAUAACAGUGGUUUUAAAACAGAACAAUUAUGUAAAUAUGAAUGUGAGUCCUGGAUUUUAUUUUUUGCUGCCUCUGCUCGUCUGGUUCCUUCUUAUCGUUAAAUACCUCCAAUACGAGUCCUUAAUAUGGUCUGACUUUUUUGAGCUAGACCCUCUGAUCUCAGCUUUGAACAAAUUUCAAAUAUUCAUAUAUACAAUCACACAAAUGAUUGUUGACAAGAAAGACUGGAUUAAGUGAAGGGGGAUUCUUCAACACCCUCUGCAUAAAGCUCAACUUACACCAUGAAAUAUAUUCUGAUUCUGUUUUAUAGAUUUGUCUGCAAGAGAUUUAAAAAAUACGAUUACAAUAUUGCAUAAUAAUAUGCAAACAUUUUCGAUGCUAAUUUGUCGUUUAUCUCACCUAAAACUUUAUAAUUUUAAAGUGAUGGGAACAGUCUACAUCUAUUACUGUGGCAAUCUUUCAAAGUCUCAACUGGGAGCUCUGCAAAAUUUGCUUUCUUUAGCGACGUAGUAAUUCGACAAACAGCAUUAUACUUUAUGAAACAGAAAUACGAAAAUCAAGUGUCACUGGGAGUAAUUUUAGAUGAAAAAUUUGGCUUUCAGCAAAGAUUAAAAACUGCUCUUUAAUUUUUUUUUUUUACAAAUCUAUAUCUUUUUUCUGUGAUAAUUAUAGAGCCAUGUACAGCUCUGAUUUUGCAGAGUCCUGCUAUGUCAUGCUGUAUUUCUUUGUCACCGGUAACAUUUAUAAAUUCAUAUUAAUUUGAUUUGAUUUACAGUGGUAACAUUUAUUUCAUAAAUAUUGAUAUCAAUAUUUUAAA